Molecule: messenger RNA, 561 nt
Organism: Penaeus monodon (black tiger shrimp)
Lineage: Eukaryota; Metazoa; Arthropoda; Malacostraca; Decapoda; Penaeidae
Exons: 2
Coding region: 32-343 (103 amino acids)
Source: RefSeq, a predicted model, not a curated record
UCGGCUUGAAGUUGGAGACGAUAGUGUCAAGAUGAAGACUUCCGUUUUAUUCCUCGUCCUCCUGGUGGUGCUGUCGGCGGUCCUCAGCGCCGCCAACCCUGCCGCUGAUCCCUUCAAGAAAAAAGGCUACAAAAAGCAGGGGUACAGGCCUAGGCCUGUUGCUAGGCCUGUGGUUUAUCGCCCUGUCUAUGUUGUGCAGAAACCGGUGCAGCCAAGCUACGGACACCAGCCAAGCUACGGACACCAGCCAAGCUACGGACACCAGCCAAGCUACGGACACCAGCCAAGCUACGGACACCAGCCAAGCUACGGACAUCAGUCAAGCUACGGACACGGCUGGUAAAUUUUCUUGUUAGUGAUAUCCAUGAGGCUCCCCGGGCUCAUGGCUUCUCUAAAGGAACUGAGGAGUGAUCGGUUUCUGACACUUUAAGAGCACUACCUCCAUUUUCAAUUCAAACUCUGAGAGUCGCUGCCUACCUUUAGUUUAGAAGAUAAGGAAAUUUCAUGUUGAAAUCUCACUCCAUAGUAACGGAUUUAUUUCUCUUCAUCGUAUCAUUCUCA